Haliotis rufescens (red abalone) is the source of this 1328-nucleotide messenger RNA. Its product is annotated as zinc finger protein 664-like. The record is from RefSeq and is a predicted model, not a curated record. The coding region runs from base 76 to 1221 and encodes 381 amino acids. Lineage: Eukaryota; Metazoa; Mollusca; Gastropoda; Lepetellida; Haliotidae. The transcript is spliced from 2 exons.
CUCAGUUUGGUCAUCGGAAACAUAACAGUCUGUUCCAUUUCUUCUCGCUGGUGACGAAGGUGCGGGAAACUGGAAAUGGCACCAAAGACGAAAAGAGGAAAAGCUAAACGCAUAGACCACAACUGCGAAACAUGUGGCAAAGUGUUUUCCAAACCCUCGGAGUUGACCAUCCACACGAGAGUACACACUGGCGAGAAGCCAUAUGGAUGUGAAGUGUGUGAGAAACGAUUCUCCCAGAAGUCGGGUCUGAAGAAUCACAUGGCCACCCACAUUGGCGUCAGGUCGUUUAAGUGUGAUGUGUGUGACAUGGCGUUUACACUGAAGUGCAACCUUACGAAACACGCAAAGCUCCACACAGGGGAGAAGCCACACCAGUGCCCUGUAUGCGACAAGCGAUUCGCAGCCGGAGGGAACAUGAAACUACACAUGGAGAUGCAUGCGGGGCUGAAGCCCUACAAGUGUGAUACCUGUCCAAAAGCUUUUGCUUCAAAGAGUGCGCGUGAAAAACACAAAGCAACACAUCUUAAAGAUGCCUUGCCUUUGUGUGGGCUUUGCAAUAAGUCUUUCGUAGAUGAGGAUGUCCUGGACAAACACAAGCUGAUACAUGACAAGGAAUGUUUCAGAUGCGGGAUGUGCAAGGAGCCGUUUCACAGCACAGGGGAUUUGUAUAAACAUAUACGAACACAUGGAGGAUACAAGAAGGGCGACUUUGCUUUUGGAUGUGGAUUAUGUGAGAAGGUGUACACAUAUUGUUCCCGGCUGACAGAUCACCUGGUAUCACAUACAGGUUUAAAUGCAUACAAAUGUCUCCAGUGUGAGAAAUCCUUCUCCUCCGUUGCCCAAUUUAAUCGCCAUGCUAAUGUCCACAGUGAUGCAAAACCUUUCGUCUGUAACAACUGCGGGAAAUGUUUCGCGACGGCGGGCUACCUAAGAAUACACAUGGGCGUGCACGGCGACGUCAAGCCGUUCUCCUGUCUGGUGUGUGAUAAGACAUUUCUUCAUAAACAAAACUUGAACACCCACAUGAAAGUACACUCUGCCUUAAAACCGUUCGAUUGCCAGGUAUGUCAGAAGGCGUUUUCUUCCAAAGAAAACCUGAACACACAUGUCAGAUGUCACACGGGAUUACAACCUUUUCAAUGUGACAAAUGUGGACGAAAAUUCAGUCAAUCGGGGGCACUGAAGAAACAUAUGAGACUCCAUGAGGGAGACACAGAGUGAGCUGGGUUUAACGCCGAUUUGGAUAUUUCAGUUACAUCAGGGCGCGUCAACGUGAUGUUGAAAGAAAGCCUGAAGUGAUGCAUGUUGGUUGGUUGGUUGGUUUGUUU